This is a messenger RNA of Pecten maximus, 980 nucleotides long. RefSeq lists its product as uncharacterized. The transcript is spliced from 2 exons. The coding region runs from base 68 to 862 and encodes 264 amino acids. Lineage: Eukaryota; Metazoa; Mollusca; Bivalvia; Pectinida; Pectinidae. The record is from RefSeq and is a predicted model, not a curated record.
UACAGUAUAAAUAAGACAUAUAAAGUAACCUGCAGGUUAAUUAAUAUCAGUCCAGUCACCUGUCGUUAUGGGGGACUCUGUUGUGUCUGAGCAGACGAAACCGUCUAAAUUGAGACCAUCAGAGAUAUGUUUUAGUCAGAAAGAAGUGUACCAUCGAUUUCGGAGGCGAUCUGGUCAUGGACAUUGCACUAUUGGUGAAACAUUAGACGAUAUAGUGGAGGGUCGAACACACAUGACGAGCCUUCCAACAAUAUGUAUCAAACACGAAGAGGAGGAGAUGACUGGAGAGACGGGGGCAGGCCAGAAGAAGGGUCGUUGGAUCACUGCUGACAACCGGCGUCUUUGGAUUUUCAGACAUUUGGAAAGACUAGGAAGAUGUACAGAAAUACCUUUUGAAGAGGUCACCUAUAUCAAUCCUACGAAGCUAUCGUCGGAAAAUCGCGGUGCCUCUGUCGAGAUUAAGGGUGAAGAAGAACCAGGUGGAUACUGGCAUGAGGCCCCGGAUGUCACCAAUAUUGACCCAAUGAGUGUAAAAUUCACCAAAAAUAUCAUCCCAAUGUCAUUUUCUGGGGAAGGUCAUUCAGGGGUCAAGGUUUUGACACUCGUAGAGAAGUUACAGUGUGGAGAUUUGGAUUUCCAAAUUGUACCGUCGAUCAUUGUUUGGGAUGACGCGUUGACAAAGCGUGUUAUCGAUGGAAACAGACGUUUAUGGGCGUUUCAGAAAGCUGAACAGUCACAAAUUGCUGCAAUCGUGAUUAAAGAUCGACAAUUCCUCAACAAAAUGAUGCCAAAAAUGAUUGGCAAAUCCCCGACAGAUUUAAACUCUGGAUAUGACCUUCGGGAAGUCACUACCGAGUUUUAACUUCGAUGACAUUAUCAAAUAUGUCUAUAUUUGUAUAAAUAUAUUCCCUGUUUAUUUUGCCAUUAUUUUUUCUGAUGCCUUGUUUGCAUGCGAUUUUAUGAACUUGAAUGAAUGAUUU